Molecule: messenger RNA, 1514 nt
Organism: Myodes glareolus (Bank vole)
Lineage: Eukaryota; Metazoa; Chordata; Mammalia; Rodentia; Cricetidae
Source: RefSeq, a predicted model, not a curated record
GGAGAAAGUGGAGUCGGAGCUGAGGUCCAUCUGCACCACGGUCCUGGAAUUGUUGGAUAAGUAUUUAAUAGCCAAUGCAACUAAUCCAGAGAGUAAGGUCUUCUAUCUGAAGAUGAAGGGAGAUUAUUUCCGGUAUCUUGCUGAAGUAGCAUGUGGCGAUGAUCGAAAACAGACGAUAGAUAAUUCCCAAGGAGCCUACCAAGAGGCAUUUGAUAUAAGCAAGAAAGAGAUGCAGCCUACACAUCCAAUCCGCCUGGGUCUGGCCCUUAAUUUUUCUGUAUUUUACUAUGAGAUCCUUAAUAAUCCAGAGCUUGCCUGCACAUUGGCUAAAACGGCUUUUGAUGAGGCCAUCGCAGAGCUUGAUACACUGAAUGAAGACUCCUACAAAGACAGCACCCUCAUCAUGCAGUUGCUUAGAGACAACUUAACAUUAUGGACAUCGGACAGUGCAGGAGAAGAAUGUGAUGCAGCGGAGGGGGCCGAAAACUAAAGGCAUCCAGGGUGCUGUCCUUCGUUCCCUCAAGAAAACCUUUUUACAUCUCCAUUCCUUAUUUCACUUGGAUUUCCUCUAGCAAGGAAGCCUAUUCGUGUGUAUGGGAUCAACUGUUUAUAGUCUUUUCACACUGCAGCUUUGGGAAAACUCCAUCCCCUGAUUUGUGUUGUCUCGGCCUUCCUGGUGUGCAGUUACUGCUGUAGAAAAGUAUCAAUAGCUUCAUUUCAUAUAAACACGAGUAACUUCCAGACACUUGUGUAGAGGACUGACAGUACAUUGGGUAUUUAAGUAAUCUGAACCAGUUCUGCAGGGGGCUGUGUUUUGUAUUACUGUGAAGAUAUGGAAAUGUAGUGCAUUACAAUUUACAGUAAUUGUGAUAAUAACACCCCGAUUUCUACAUUCCCUCUCUGACCCUUCUUUGGGGGUUAAUCCUUUCAGAAGCAACUUUUCCAUAAUCUUACUGCAUAUUCCUUUUUUAGUAGAAAUCCAGAAGUGUUGGAUUGGAUGGGAAAGCUCUUAAUGCAUCCAGUCUUGGGGGGGUCACAGAUUGAAAUGUCUCCUAUGUCACAUAUUCUGGAGGUUACAUCUGUCUGUGACAACAGGGAGUUUCCUUUAUGCAUUCUUCAUUUGCUGCUGUUUGAGUUGACAACUUCCUUCCCAAUAAAAAUUCACUUACACCUCCUGCCUUCGUAGCUCUGGUAUUCACUUUACCUUGUAAUAAAAGUAGCAUGUUGCUGCCAAAAUACAAGCAUUGCUUUGGGCAAAUUAAAAUGCAUGUCCUUUCUUAAUAUACUAGAAAGGGGAAAUAAAGUACACAAGUCCAAGUCAGUACUUUUCCAUGCAGAUCUGUGCACAUGUGAGAGGAUGUCCAGUUUGUCCAGUGAUUGUUCUUUAGAGAGACAGACCCACAAUAUUGUGUUUGCUAAUCAUUGACUGUAGUCCCAAAAAAGCCUUUUUGUGAAAUGUUAUGCCCUAUGUAACAGCAGAGUAACAUAAAAUAAAACUACAUUUUAUAAAACCA